Messenger RNA from Pyrus x bretschneideri (Chinese white pear), 2676 nucleotides. Its product is annotated as centromere/kinetochore protein zw10 homolog. The transcript has 15 exons. The record is from RefSeq and is a predicted model, not a curated record. Bases 169 to 2481 code for a protein of 770 amino acids. Gene Ontology annotation, cellular component: RZZ complex; nucleus; chromosome, centromeric region. NCBI's taxonomy places the organism in Eukaryota, Viridiplantae, Streptophyta, Magnoliopsida, Rosales, Rosaceae. Gene Ontology annotation, biological process: endoplasmic reticulum to Golgi vesicle-mediated transport; mitotic cell cycle; mitotic spindle assembly checkpoint signaling.
AGCCUGCCCCAAAAUCCAACACCAACGCUCCCGGCGCACGUUAUCGCACUCCGCCUAAAACCUCCGCCAGUCCCAUCUCUUCGUUCUUCAUCCACUACUCCGAUACAAACUACACUCCUCCGACUGAGUCUUCCCACCCGGCAGUCCCAGCCGUCCGAUCCGCCGGAAAUGGACGUCCUGUUCGACUCAAUCAACGUCCGAGAGCUCCUGUCGGCGCAGGACCUCAGCGACCCCACGACCCCUCUGUCUGCGCCGGAUCUCCGCCUCCUCAUCCAACGCCUCGACUCCCACUCGCUCCAAAUCAAGUCUAAAAUCCAAUCUUACCUCCUCUCUCACCACCAGGAGUUCGCCAACCUUUUCUCCGUCUGCAACGACGCCGUUUCGCGCUCCAACCAAAUUUCCGACGACGUCGUCCAGCUUCUGAGUUCAAUUUCCGACCGCCCCAUCGAGGCGGAGAUUGGGCAGAUUAUGAAGCAGAUGAGCGCCACGACGAAAGAGGCGAGGGAGAAGAAGGCGUUGUUGGAGUUGGUGAGGGCAAUUCUGGAAAUAAGUGAAAGGUUGAAGGGCGCCAGUGAGGGGUUGAGGAAUGGACGGCUGAGGUUCGCCGCCCAGGAACUGAGGGAGCUGAAGAAUGCUCUUAGGGUUUCGGAUGAUGCUCGGGUUGAUGAGGGAGAGCCUGUGGUGUACAGAUUGCUGAGGAAGGAGUGGUCAGAGUGCUUUGAGGAGAUUCAAGAAGUGCUUGUGAGGUUCAUCAGAAAUGCGGUGCGGUUUGAGCGGGAAUCGAAUAGAAUCUGUGUCAAGUAUGUACUUAGCAUUGAUGGAAACGAUGGGUUUGAGCUCCGCACCGUUUUGGAAGCUUUGGAUGUAGUCGGCAUUUUGGAUUAUGGUCUUGGUAAAGUUGCCGACUUGAUGAUCAAGCAUGUCAUCUCCCCGGCUCUAAAUUUUGGAGCUCCUGUAUCCUUUGUAGCUGAAGUAAAUCAAGACUCACAAGUUCUGACUGAGGCGAUACUGAACAUUGUACCAUCAAAUGAUCCUAAGAUUGAAAAAAUGGAUGGUGAGACUAUCUACUCAGGGAUUAUUCAGGUUAUCAAGUUUAUUUGCAACUACAUCUGCCUUCAAGAUGAGUCUUGGAUUCGAUGCUUUGGGAGAUUGACAUGGCCAAGGAUUUCAGAGUUAAUUAUUUCUAAAUUUCUUUCUAAGGUUGUUCCUGAAGAUGCUUCAAAACUUGCUGACUUUCUUAAGAUCAUUAGUUGUACUUCCGAAUUUGAGACUGCUUUAAGCGAAAUGAAGUUUAUUUCAGCAUCUGAUAACAGAGAUAACCAGUUGAGCAAGUUUGCUGAAAAUGUCGAGGUUCACUUUGCAUCCAGGAAGAAGUCGGAGAUCUUGGCAAAAGCCAGAAAUCUGCUUCUACAAUGUGAUUUUUCUGCUCUUCAAGAGUAUCCAAGGAAUAACAAGAAUGAUCUGGAUGCUGCCAAAUCUCCAGAGCUUGUUAACUUGCUAUUCCUGUCAGGGAAGUGUGUGGUGUCCAAAGCAGCGAUUGAACUAAUGAAUCUAGUGCACCAGACACUUACGGAUGUUUGUGUGUCAUCCCCCAGAGUUGCUUUGGAGUUCUAUCGGGCUGCUAGGGAUGCUCUGCUUCUCUAUGAAGUCGUGGUUCCUGUCAAGAAAGGCAUCUUGAUGGAAUCAACCAGGUUGCUGUUCUUAUGCAAAAUGAUUGCCUUUAUCUAUCUCAGGAGAUACUGGGGCUUGCUUUUGAGUUGUACGCUUUUGUUCCAGUAUCGCUCAGACUUUCCAAGUUCCAUCAAAGAACAUGCUAUGUUUGUUGAUAUGGCUCCAAGAUUCCAUCUUAUGGCGGAGGAAAUACUGCAGAGACAAAUUCAACAUGUUAUUCGUAGUUUGAGAGAGGCUCUAGAUGGCGCUGAUGGAUUUCAGAAUACCCAUGAAAGGCAGCAAUUUCAAUCUGCAAGUUGGAGUAUAGAUCAGGUUGUUUUGAUUGUGGACAAAGUACGUUUGAUAUGGGAGCCGAUCCUGUUGCCUUCAACUUACAAGAGAAGCAUGUGUAUGAUUCUUGAAUCGGUUUUUUCCAAGGUCACAAAAGACAUACUCCUUUUAGAUGAUAUGGCAGCAGAAGAAACAUUACAGCUUCAAAGUCUGAUUCAUUUGAUGCUGGAGAGCCUAAUUUCUUUGCUGGAGUCCCUGGCUGCUCUCCAAGUAGAGAAGUCCCAAGAGGGCAUCACUUGCACCCUUGACGAUCACAUACCUUCGUUAUGUAAAAUUCGUAAAUUGGCAGAAUUAUUAGAUAUGCCCUUAAAAUCUGUCACAACGGCUUGGGAAAGUGGAGAAUUGCGCAGUUGUGGUUUUACGUCGUCAGAGGUAGAAGAUUUCAUCAAGGCCAUAUUUGCAGAUUCACCAUUGAGAAAAGAAUGCUUAGCGAGGAUCAAAGGCGAAUGUCAGAGAAGACGGGAAAACGAGCGUACGUAGACACUGGGGCUUGUAUAGGUGAUUCGCGUUGCUGUGGAUCCGAUACGAGGGAUUAGGUACCACAUGGUUAAAAUGUGAUGCAUCUUGACCCUUUUUUUCUUUCUUUUCUGGAUUUGGAAUCCAAUGGAUCACUGUAAGCUGCAAAAUUUUGGAUUUCAAAUUUUCAAUGAUAUGCAAGAAUCUAGUUUCUCCCCA